UUAGUUACCUUCGGUUAUUUGACUACACUAACAGUCAUGAUACUUAUUUCAAACAAAGAGUACAUUCUUAUGUAGAUACGUUACUCACACUGUAAAUGAGAAUACUACGAUUAUCCGAAAAUACCUGUAAUGUGCCGAUGUACAAGAAUUUAUAUUUUCGUUGCUAUUAUAAUGCGUCACGUAAGAACUGAAGAUACGUUGGGUAACAUAGAGCAACAUCCAGCGUGGAAUAUAAUAGACAAAUUCGAGUGCGGCUUUAGUGCAUCUGACCGAAUCAUCGGAGGUAUGAAUGCAGCUCUAGGGCAGUUUCCAUGGAUAACACGGUUGGGCUAUUACACAUCUGGCGAGAAGGAACCUGGCUGGUUAUGUGGUGGCGCUCUCAUAACCGACCGCUACGUCCUCACAGCAGCUCACUGCGUAAAGAACAUUGCAGAAGAUUCUGAAUUGUCAUUAGUUCGAAUAGGAGAAUAUAACACGAUGACAAAUCCAGAUUGUCAAUUGUACCUAUGUGCUCCUCCAGUACAAGACAGAAAGAUUAAAAAAGUUAUACCACACCCGAGUUACGACAAACCGCCGUUCCACAAUGAUCUGGCCAUGAUUUUGCUGGAUAAGCCUGUGGAAAUUAAUGAUUACGUUUUACCAAUUUGCUUGCCUCGUAGUCACCGAUAUUGUAAUGCUGAGUUAAACGAAUUUGUAACCGUAGCUGGCUGGGGUAAAACGAACAUGACCACUGAAGCGAAAGCUAAAAUAUUGCAAUAUGUCUCGAUGCCAAUAGUGAAAGCUGAGUCUUGUGACUCUUUCGGAAAAGGAUUCAAAUUAGCUGUUUCGCAAAUCUGUGCCGGAGGUCAGCGAAACAAAGACGCUUGCGUCGGUGACUCAGGAGGGCCUUUAAUGAAAGUUUUUGACACACCAGAUGGACCGAAAAACUUCUUGAUGGGCGUUGUGUCGUUCGGUCCAACCAUCUGUGGUAUUAAAAAACCUGGUGUCUAUACUUCUAUCCCCUAUUAUCUUAAAUGGAUAUUGAAUAACGUUAUAUCGUGAUUUACGUGUCUGUAAAAUAAAAUUUCUAUGUUA
This is a messenger RNA of Vanessa tameamea, 1074 nucleotides long. RefSeq names its product CLIP domain-containing serine protease HP8-like. Gene Ontology annotation, biological process: proteolysis. NCBI's taxonomy places the organism in Eukaryota, Metazoa, Arthropoda, Insecta, Lepidoptera, Nymphalidae. The transcript has 7 exons. The coding region runs from base 130 to 1041 and encodes 303 amino acids. Gene Ontology annotation, molecular function: serine-type endopeptidase activity. The record is from RefSeq and is a predicted model, not a curated record.